Messenger RNA from Actinia tenebrosa (Australian red waratah sea anemone), 1231 nucleotides. RefSeq lists its product as uncharacterized. The record is from RefSeq and is a predicted model, not a curated record. Lineage: Eukaryota; Metazoa; Cnidaria; Anthozoa; Actiniaria; Actiniidae.
AGAGCAUAAGUCAUUUGUUUACACCAAGCAACAACAACCCCAAUGGGGAGCUCAAAAACAGCCCCAAAAGAAAGAACUUGAAGUUAUGACAGAUGAGGAGCUUGAUGAGAGUCUCGGUGAGUUUUAUACGGAAGUAAAAACUCAAAAAGGCGAAGAUUACAGUAAAUCUUCCUUAAUCUCAAUGAGGCAUACCAUAGAGCGAUAUCUAAACAACCCACCGUUCAAGAGAGGAAUACAGCUUUCUGCUGCUAAGUUUUCGUUGUCCAACAAAAUGCUGAACGCAAAAAUCAAAGACCUCAAGCGACAAGGAAAACAAAACGUACAGCACAUGUUAAAUAUUUCACUUGGAGAUCUUCUUUUGUUAAAGUCUAGUCCAAUUAUAGAGAUAUCCCAUCCUCUCAGCCUUUUGAGAAAUGUUUGGUUCCACGUGGUUUUAUAUUGGUGCCGAAGAGGACGAGAAAGACAGAGAGAACUGAAGCCAGAGAGCUUUACGUUGGAAGUUGAUGAAGACGGAAAGUGUUUUGCCACCAUGACUCACGACGAAGUAACGAAGAACCAUCAAGGCGGCGUUCAAGAGAAUCCAACAUAUGAAAAAAAUGGUCGUUUGUAUGAAACAGAUAGUCCAACGGAUGGCUACAAAACGCUGAAGCUGUAUAUUUCCAAACUCAACCCGGAAUGCACAGCCUUUUUUCAGUAUCCUCGAAGAGACUUGGAGUGAUGAUAAAGUAAGAGAUAGCUGCUGGUAUGAGAAUCGCCCGCUAGGAGUUAACACGCUAGCUUGGAAAUAUGAUGAAAAAGAUAAGUAGCGAGGCAAAUCUAUCAAAGAUCUACACAAAUCAUUGUGUCCGGGCCACAGCUAUCACCGUGUGGACAGAUGCAGGCAUUGAAGACCGCCAAAUCUGCAAAAUUACAAAGUACGCCACUACAACUCUCAACCGUCAGCACAGCAGCUUAAACAGUUCAGCAAUGCUUUGUCUGCUGCUCUUCAAGGGAUUCCAAGUAACUCAGACCGUUUAGAACAGGUUCAUCGUCCAUCUGCUGGGAGUUUUGGUCCGUUAAACAUGAAGUUGAGUCAAACAAACAACACAAGCUCCUCCAGCACAGAAUCCGAAGUUUUUGGUGGAGUGUUCAAUAAAUGCAUGAUACAAAAUGCCAACGUACAGUUUGUCAGUCCUCUAAAAAUUAGUCCAGAGAAAGAAAACAUGUAGUUUUGACUUUACAGUUUUUUGAU